AAUCCAGCAUCAAGACUCGCUAAUGAGCGGGGUCGAAGACGUCUGUCUUGCUCUCAGAUAUUAGAUCAAGCCACAACACGCCGUCUCGCCAUUUCGACAAAGACAGUAUCCGGAUUUUCUGUCAUGGUAGCGUUCAGUAUUCUUGGCAUGCCCCGUCUUCUGAACCAGGAUGCGCUUUGUGAUUGCUACCUGUAUACAUCAGAACAGAGAAGGUUGCAUUCCAUCACAAAACAAGCGUCGACAAUCCCAAAUCAUAGCCCAUGGAUGUCAGCUGAACAAUCGAUCGCCAUCGUCCGACUCAGGUUACCAGGAUCGGGCUAGCUUGGCGUGGACGGGGCGUUUGGCAGGCCGCCCUGACAGGGGUCCUCAGGCAGGAUUGGCCGGCCUGCGGAUCGGGUAUAGAUUAGACAUUAAGAACAGACCACCGGAAAAGUCAAUCUCUACCCGACACCCUGGAAACUAUACUCCAUCCCGGGAUGUGACAUGGAAAGCAAGCCAUGGAGGAUGUCCCGAGGCUCCAGGGGACCAAGCGGGGAGGGGAGCAGAAUGGGAUCGACAGGCGUUUUCAGGCCGGGAGGGUGCGUGUGGAACAAGACUAGACUUAGACCAGACCAAGACACCGAUGGUUUGGGGUUAGAGCGAGACUAUUGUAAUAGUUUAGGGGAGUAUGGCCCCUGGUAUCCUCUGUCAUGGGAACGGGGAGAAGAUGGGGAGCCAUCUGCCGUGUAUGGUUGAAUUCCUCCCCCUUAAUAUGGACUGGAAGAG
Molecule: messenger RNA, 765 nt
Organism: Aspergillus campestris IBT 28561
Lineage: Eukaryota; Fungi; Ascomycota; Eurotiomycetes; Eurotiales; Aspergillaceae
Exons: 1
Coding region: 170-637 (155 amino acids)
Source: RefSeq, a predicted model, not a curated record